This is a messenger RNA of Penicillium expansum, 1491 nucleotides long. RefSeq names its product protein irs4 (gene irs4). The transcript has a single exon. The record is from RefSeq and is a predicted model, not a curated record. The coding region runs from base 1 to 1491 and encodes 496 amino acids. Gene Ontology annotation, biological process: endocytosis; endosomal transport. Gene Ontology annotation, cellular component: plasma membrane; cytoplasm; intracellular membrane-bounded organelle. NCBI's taxonomy places the organism in Eukaryota, Fungi, Ascomycota, Eurotiomycetes, Eurotiales, Aspergillaceae. Gene Ontology annotation, molecular function: protein binding.
AUGAAUGGCGAGGCCGCUUCCGCGAACCAGCGGUUGGGUGUGGCUCGGAAUGACGCUCUACAAGGCGCCACGCUUGCAUUCCAACACUCCAGGGCUCCCUCACCCAAUGUGAAGGCUGGAUCUUCCGCCACUGCUGCAAUGGCAAGCGAUCGCCGUCCUCUGGGCCGUCAGAGGACUGGAUCCGACUCUCCCGAAGUGGGUUCUGUAAAGGAUAAGAUCGGGAGGUUGGCCAGACCACUCUCACCCCCCGCCAGUACAUUAUCAAGUGUGAGGGGACGAAAUUCAGCCGCCGCUCUCUCCUCGGCCUCCCAAAUUGCCGCACGGCUCGCUGCGUCAAGGUCCCCUGCGCGGGACACCAGUGCCCCGUCGACAACUGCAAGACUUGGCGCAGGUGCAGUACUAAGUGCGAGUCGGGUGCCACCCUCGCCAGAAAAGCGACAACUACCAGCACCAACGCCUCGUCGCUUGAUCCAGGGGAGCCAUAAUCCCUUAGAUCGCAUGCUGCAUGAAAAUGGCUUAAAGUCUGACUCGCAUCUGCCUAUCUACGGGCACUCUCCAUCCCAACGAUCUAGGACAACUCUCGAUUAUCAGGAUAGUCGAGACCCAAGCCCCCAUCCCUCCUUAGAAUCUCGGAAUUCCUCUGUGCCGACGGAUGAGUCGAAACCGAAGCUUCCGCCGCGUUUGCCUCCAUCACGAGGGUCUAUGAGAAACCAUGGAGUUGUCGCAGUACGCCGACCAUCGACACCGAGCGAGUUAUCUAUAUCAGGCCAGUCACAUACGACAAGUUCCUCUAGCAUAAUAGACGACUCCAUCGGCAUGAGCGAGGAAUCGCUCUCCAAUGCUAUUAUCGCCUCAUCCCUGGCAUCCGCACGAGCAUCUCCAUCUAUCAGGGUUCCCCCGCCGCUUCCGCCGCAGCGACGAGGGGCACGAUCCAUUCUACAUUUCGCACACCAAUCCAAGACAGAUCUAUCAAGGACACCAAGUCCGUCGAAGAGCAUGCCGAUGACCCUCCGCGGCAUGCCGAAACCCACCGAUGCCGACCACCAUAAACACAGAAACCCCCUGCACAAACACCCCCACAAACACAAGGAGGGCGACCGUAAGCGCUGGCGACGCGAGAUCACCGAGAAGGAACGCAAACGUUACGAAGGUGUUUGGGCGUCUAAUAAGGGGCUUCUCAUCCCUCCCGAUCCCAGUGGAACUGGGCCAUGGCCCCCUAAUGCCUCAGAUAUGGUUCUUAACCUGGUGGUUCGGGAGAUCUGGUCCCGCAGUCGCCUACCAGAAACGAUUUUGGAGCAAGUGUGGGAUUUAGUCGAUCACCAAAAUAUCGGACUUUUGGUGCGUGAGGAAUUUGUGGUCGGAAUGUGGUUGAUCGACCAGUUCCUGAAGGGACACAAGCUCCCUGUGAAAGUUCGGGACAGUGUCUGGGAUAGCGUGCGGUAUGUUGCGGGUAUUAAGCUCCCCCUUGGGAAAGGCAAGGCCCACGCUUAA